AUGACUCUUCCGCUGGGAGGCCCUGGCAGCAUCUCACGGGACGGAAGCUGGCUCAGCCGGGAGGCCAAGGCGCGUUUUACAAAAGCAGUUUAUCUGAAUUCUGAACUGACAGUGGAGGCUGCCCCAAAUCCUACCCGGGGGCUCCAUGUGAAGCCCGAGUCCAGACAGGCCCUCUUCCACGGGGCUGUGGCCAGCUGCUUCUGCGCGGCCACCGUCUACACGGGGGUGUUCGGUGGCAUCUUCGUCCAAGUGGGCUCUGAACGCUGUGCCGAGGCCCGCGUAGCCAGCCUCCCCGUCUUCCUGGCCACGCCCUUCAACUCAUAGUUGGCCUACGUCCUCCUAGGGGUGUACUGGCUACAGAGAAAUGCCAGGGCCCCAGGGCGCCCCACGGAGACGCAGAGAGCUCAUUACCUGAAGGAUGUCUUCGCUGGCAUGGCCCUGGCCUAUGGCCUGGUUUGGUGGCUGUGGAUCGCGACGCAGUUGCGCCCCGCUGCCCUGCUUGACCAGUGGCUCACCUUGUCCAUCUUUGCGUCGCUGGUGGCCUGGUGCCUCUCCCUAGACAGGGGUUGGGAGUUGUUCCUUGCCAUCAAGUGUCUCUCCUUGGGCAGUUACGGCCUCACCCUGCUGCACCCCUGUGGGUUUGAGAUCGCGCUGGGCACCCACAUCGCAGCUGCCAUGGGCCAGGCCCUGCGUGCCCACAGGCGCUACGGCACUGCCUCCUCGGGAAUCUCCUUGGCUCUGGGCACGCUCUCCUGCUUGGGCUUUGUGGUCCUCAAGCUGUGUGACCAUCAGCUCGCGCGGUGGCAUCUCUUCCAGUGGCUCAUGGGCCACUUCUGGUCCAAAGCCUGUGAUGUGCUCCAGUUCCACUUUGCAUUCUUGUUUCCGACAAAUUUAAACACUUGCCAAAGCCCUCCUCCUGAGGGGAAAGUACAUUAA
Molecule: messenger RNA, 936 nt
Organism: Callorhinus ursinus (northern fur seal)
Lineage: Eukaryota; Metazoa; Chordata; Mammalia; Carnivora; Otariidae
Gene: TMEM187
Product: transmembrane protein 187
Cellular component (GO): transport vesicle
Source: RefSeq, a predicted model, not a curated record